UGACGUCACACACCCGGCUGCUGUGAAGAAAGACAUUGUGUUGGACAGAUGUUUGAGAAUCUCUCGCCGAAAAACGUAAAAUUUUAACCGUUUUUGGCAGUUGGGAAGUCCAUAACGUCCAAGACGGUGGGAAGCUCAACGCCCGGAUCAGUUUGGUGGCGAUUAAUAGUAUUGUGAAGGCUGGGCGUUAGAAUGAACGGCUUAACUGUUGGUGAACUGUGCUGCUUAUUUUGCUGUCCGCCAUGUCCGUCUCGGAUUGCGGCCAAGCUGGCGUUUCUUCCACCGGAACCGACCUACACCAUCGUCACGGACGAAACGGGUACUAAAGGCACGCUUAAUCUUACCGAGAGGGCAGAAUGGCAGUAUUCCGACCGCGAACUUGAAUCCAUUGAGGUGUUUUAUACCCGCAACAAGCGGGGAAACAGAACAGCAUGCAUGUUUGUACGCUGUGCCCCCAACCCAAAGUACACUCUUCUUUUUAGUCAUGGAAAUGCUGUAGAUAUCGGUCAGAUGAGUAGCUUUUACAUUGGACUUGGUUCUAGAAUCAACUGCAAUAUUUUUAGCUAUGAUUACUCCGGCUAUGGUGCCAGUGGCGGCAAACCACUAGAGAGGAACCUGUAUUCUGACAUUGAUGCUGCCUGGCAGGCCUUGCGCUCCCGCUAUGGAAUCAGCCCAGAGAGUAUCAUCCUGUAUGGACAGAGUAUCGGUACAGUGCCUACGAUAGACCUAGCUGCGCGGUAUGAGUGUGCUGCUGUCAUUCUGCAUUCCCCUCUUAUGUCAGGGAUGCGUGUAGCAUUACCCGAGACCAAGAAGACGUGGUGGUUUGAUGCAUUUCCAAGUAUUGACAAGGUAUCCAAGGUAUCAUCUCCUGUCCUCGUCAUUCAUGGCACUGAGGAUGAGGUCAUUGACUUCUCCCAUGGCUUGGCCAUCUACGAGCGCUGCCCCCGCACUGUGGAACCGCUGUGGGUAGAGGGCGCCGGCCACAACGAUGUGGAGCUCUAUGGGCAGUACUUGGAACGCCUGAAGCAGUUCAUCACUCAGGAACUACCAAACAUGAGCGUCAGUUAAAGACGCCGCCAACCAGUUCAGUCACGUUUACAAGUGGGAAUCCAGUUUUGUGCUUUUGUUGAUUGUGAUCCUUGCUCAAGAUGUUGUGUCAGUCUUUGGCCACUGGUGGAGACACUGUGGAAAUUGACUGUAAUGUGUUGCAAUUUGUACAAGGUACAUGUCUACGCACAUUUGUGUUCCUGUUUUUUUUUUUCCAAGUUGGUGUGGCCACCCCCCCUCCCCCGACAAGCAUUUCGUGAAAGGUAAUCCGCUCCGAACGGAACAAAAGAGGGCGUGUGUUUUUUGGUACGCUCCGCAUAGGUGCGCCAUGAGGCGUGCAAGUAUAGGCACAUUUGAUGCGGAGCACGCUGAGUACGCGUAACUAAUUUAUUCCGGCUUGAA
This is a messenger RNA of Acanthaster planci (crown-of-thorns starfish), 1449 nucleotides long. Its product is annotated as alpha/beta hydrolase domain-containing protein 17B-like. Gene Ontology annotation, molecular function: palmitoyl-(protein) hydrolase activity. Lineage: Eukaryota; Metazoa; Echinodermata; Asteroidea; Valvatida; Acanthasteridae. Gene Ontology annotation, biological process: protein depalmitoylation. The record is from RefSeq and is a predicted model, not a curated record. Gene Ontology annotation, cellular component: plasma membrane; endosome membrane.